Molecule: messenger RNA, 6081 nt
Organism: Sciurus carolinensis (gray squirrel)
Lineage: Eukaryota; Metazoa; Chordata; Mammalia; Rodentia; Sciuridae
Gene: Edem1
Product: ER degradation enhancing alpha-mannosidase like protein 1
Exons: 12
Coding region: 250-2232 (660 amino acids)
Biological process (GO): endoplasmic reticulum mannose trimming; carbohydrate metabolic process; mannose trimming involved in glycoprotein ERAD pathway
Cellular component (GO): endoplasmic reticulum; membrane
Molecular function (GO): calcium ion binding; mannosyl-oligosaccharide 1,2-alpha-mannosidase activity
Source: RefSeq, a predicted model, not a curated record
UCCCGGGCCGCGCCCCGCGAGGCCGGGCCCGGGCCGGGCCAAUCCCGGGCUACCGGGCGGGCGAACGCGAGGCCUGGUCGGCAGAGCCAGAGAAACUGGGGGUGGGGGACAAUGGGUCAGUUCCUGGUGCGUCACGGCGGAGUUCUUUAAAGGGGAAGUGAGCGGGACUACAGGGCGGACGCAGGGUGCGGUGGCCGGCUGGGGAGGUCCCCCGCGCUUUAAAAUAAUGCCCGCGGCGGCCGCGCGACCAUGCAAUGGCGAGCGCUCGUCCUGGGGCUGGUGCUCCUCCGGCUCGGCCUCCAUGGAGUGUUGUGGCUUGUCUUCGGGCUGGGGCCCAGCAUGGGCUUCUACCAGCGCUUUCCGCUCAGCUUCGGCUUCCAGCGCUUGAGGGGCCCCGACGGCCUCUUGUCACCCGCCUCGGGGUCGGUGGGCCGGCCCGGGGUCCCCGGGGGUCCUCCGGGGCCGUCGUGGCUGCAGCCGCCUGCGGUCGGGGUGGCGGCCGGCCGGCCCGGGGCUCCGCGGCGGCCCGCGCGGGGCGUGUGCGACCGGGCUCACUGGGGCUACGUGCUGGGCGGCCGGGGCUGCGGCCCGGACGAGUACGAGAAGCGCUACAGCGGCGCCUUCCCGCCGCAGCUGCGCGCCCAGAUGCGCGACCUGGCGCGGGGCAUGUUCGUCUUCGGCUACGACAACUACAUGGCGCACGCCUUUCCUCAGGACGAGCUCAACCCCAUCCACUGCCGCGGCCGGGGGCCCGACCGCGGGGACCCUUCAAAUCUGAACAUCAAUGAUGUCCUGGGGAACUAUUCUUUGACUCUUGUUGAUGCAUUGGAUACACUUGCAAUAAUGGGAAAUUCAUCCGAGUUCCAGAAAGCAGUCAAGUUAGUGAUCAACACAGUUUCUUUUGACAAAGAUUCCACCGUCCAAGUCUUUGAGGCCACGAUAAGGGUUCUGGGAAGCCUCCUUUCUGCCCACAGAAUAAUAACUGACUCCAAGCAGCCCUUUGGUGACAUGGCAAUUAAGGAUUAUGAUAAUGAAUUGUUACACAUGGCCCAUGACUUGGCUGUGCGGCUCCUUCCUGCCUUUGAAAACACCAAGACAGGGAUCCCCUAUCCUCGGGUGAAUCUGAAGACAGGCGUUCCUCCUGACAGCAAUAACGAGACGUGUACGGCAGGAGCUGGCUCCCUCCUGGUGGAGUUUGGGAUUCUGAGCCGACUGCUAGGGGAUUCCACGUUUGAGUGGGUGGCCAGGCGAGCAGUGAAAGCCCUAUGGAACCUCAGGAGCAAUGACACGGGAUUAUUAGGCAAUGUUGUGAACAUCCAGACAGGCGACUGGGUUGGAAAGCAGAGUGGCUUGGGUGCUGGGCUGGACUCCUUCUAUGAAUACCUCUUGAAGUCCUACAUUCUCUUUGGAGAAAAAGAAGACCUAGAAAUGUUUAACGCUGCAUAUCAGAGCAUCCAAAACUACUUAAGAAGAGGACGGGAAGCCUGUAAUGAAGGAGAAGGAGACCCCCCUCUGUAUGUCAAUGUGAACAUGUUCAGCGGGCAACUCAUGAACACCUGGAUUGACUCUCUGCAGGCCUUCUUCCCUGGACUGCAGGUUCUGAUAGGAGACGUGGAAGAUGCCAUCUGCCUCCAUGCCUUUUACUACGCCAUAUGGAAACGAUAUGGGGCCCUCCCUGAAAGGUAUAACUGGCAGCUGCAGGCCCCUGAUGUUCUCUUCUACCCACUGAGACCAGAGUUGGUGGAAUCCACAUAUCUCCUCUACCAGGCAACCAAGAAUCCCUUCUACCUCCAUGUAGGAAUGGACAUUCUACAGAGCCUGGAAAAAUACACAAAAGUCAAGUGUGGGUAUGCCACGCUGCAUCAUGUCAUAGACAAGUCCAAAGAGGACCGGAUGGAGAGCUUCUUUCUCAGUGAGACCUGUAAAUACUUGUAUCUGCUGUUUGAUGAGGAGAAUCCAGUACACAAAUCUGGAUCCAAAUACAUGUUUACAACAGAGGGCCACAUUGUAUCUGUGGACAAACAUCUUCGAGAAUCCCCUUGGAAGGAAUUCUUCUCUGAAGAUGGAGGCCAGGACCAAGAGGGAAAGUUUGUGCACAGGCCAAAACCUCACGAGUUAAAAGUCCUCAAUUCCAGCUCCAACUGCAAUCGUGUUCCUGACGAGAGGAGGUACUCCCUGCCCCUAAAGAGCAUCUACAUGCGACAGAUUGACCAAAUGGUUGGCUUGAUUUGAUCUGCUCUCCUCUGCGUGGCCUCAUCUUAAACCAAAUUUAAACACCUGAACCAGACCAUGCCCGCAUCCAGUCUGAAGGGGAAGGGGCGGAAUCUGGCUGUCCGUGACAGUGUGGGCGUUUCUGUCCAACUCCUUACACACCUUCGGUUAAUUCUUACACACCUCAGUGUUUCCCUUCUGUUCAAUAAAAUGCCCUGCUUUUUCUUAAAGUUAUAAUUUGAAAUGAGAAGGUACAAGGAAAUUGGCUUUUGGCAUGCUGAUGUUAGAGAGCACAAUAGGUGGGACAUCUUUGGAUCCAUCUUCCCAGCUUCAUAUUCAGGGUCCAAGUCCCCUGGCUUUGCCAGCACUUGCCCUACUGCAGUGUUGCCCCCUCUUGGUUAGAGGAUUGGGAAUGGAUUUCUGAGCCAAAGGCCCUGAGGUUCCUUGGCAUCCCUACAUGAUGCAUUGAGAGUGUCAUGCCGUCUCUCUCCCUUUGGACCAUUGGGGCUCUCCCCCAAGUGUCAACCGUGAUUUUGGAUUAGGUAGGGAGAAAUCAUCCAGUUGUUCAUUUAUGCCUCCAAGUAAUCUUCAGUGUUACAGCAUUCUUUGCUUAAGUUAAUGGUCUCACUGGAAUCCUAACAGGAAGACUUUUGGUUGUUCCAUUGUGGUGAAAGGGUUAACUAACAGUGAUAUCUUGCAUUUGUUUUGAACAUGGGCUUAACUGAGGAACUCCCUUGGUUCCGGAACCAGGUGCCUUUUAGGAAGAGGGGAAAAAAAAAAAAAAAAGAAAACAAGAACAAAAAAACUCCAACCCUUAGAUUGUCUGAGCUUCAUUCUUUCUCAUAUUUCCUAACCAAGGAUUUGGAAUUUUGACCAUCUUUGGGUUAGAGUUUGUUUCAUUUUUGUUGCCUGUGUCUAGUGCCAAUUAGUCAAUCAGGGAGAAAGAAGUGAUCAGGUGACUUUCUGAUGACCCUGAGCCUUGAGCCAUUCCCCUGUAUAGUACGGGCUUUAGAUUAGUGCCUUAUGGGCUUUGGUUUGGGCCACAGGCUAUCACAGCUGCUGCUGUGGUGCGGCAGGCUUGUUUUGUGUUGCAGUAUGAUGGGGCCAACACUGAUAGAGGGAUGGAGUGUGUGUUAGUGAGGAAGAUUCUGGAAGUUCUUAACUCAGUGGACCUUUCAGCCUAUUAUUUUAACAAAGUAUAUAGGAGGAAGUUGUGCUAAAAUACCUUCUUUUCCUUUUUGUAAUUUUCUUAGCCAGAACAGAAGGUUCUCUCCUUGAACUUAAACUGAGUGUUCAUACAAAACAGAGCUCAACCCGACUCCUAAUCUGGCUUCUGUUCAGUAUCAAAGGUUGAAAGGGCAAGAAGUCUUAAAAAUUGACAGGCCUCCUGUAUCAUGUUUCUCACCUGUCAAGUUCACACAUUUCACACAAUUUUAGUCUUUUCAAAACUAGAAAUGAGGGUGGGGGGUGUAGCUCAGUGGUGUAGCCUGCACCUGGGUUCAGUCCCCAACACUGUAAACAAAAAUGAACCCAGACAUAAGAGCUAUCUAAGCCAUUGCAUUUUUAGUCGAAAGGGAGAGAAAGUAUAUUCCUUCUUGAAAAUUUAAGUGUAUCUGUUUUGAAAAUAGAUGUGUCACUCACUUCUGUGGGAUUUUUAAAAAGGCAAUUUUCAGCAGUAAGCGUAACGUUUCUUAUGCAAUUUGUUUUAAAGUAAGAAAAUUUCAAAUACUUCUAUCUUUUUUUCAUUUUCGAAGCAUUGUUCUGUUAAAUGUCUCAUCUACUGAACAGAUUACUUUGAAGAUACUAUUUUAAAUGUUUUCACUAACUCAGUAAAAAUGUUAGACAUACACCUGCACAUGCUAGUGUGUGCACACCUCUGCUUUUCUCCAAGCAAGCUGAUGGGGGACCGCAAAUGACACACCUGGAAGAACGGGUGUGUCGGGAAGGAGUGCUUGGGCAGGGCUCUCUGCGGCGUCUGGCAGUGGUGGUGUGCAGGCUCUCCAGCGUUCCCCUUUCCCUGGCCCAUUACCUGUCACUCUAAAGCAGCUCAGGCAGUUCUUCCUCCUUGUGCCUUGAGUGCUGCAGGCAGGUCUUGGGUAGGAGCCAAGGUGAACAUGUAUUAACUCUUCAACCCUCUUGCUUUGGCCUCCUGGACUUACACCAGUUGGUGAGACUGAGGGUGAGUGAGUUACUUCCUUUUAAUCCUGGUUAUUGAGCGUCCGGACUGUCCAGGCUAAAGUUUGAUGCUGCGCUGUCAGUUAUUUGGCUAGGUGCCACAGUGCUGACUGGUUCCAGUUAUGAAAGAGGUUCUCUGGGCCAAGUUCAAAACUUGCUUGUUUUCUUUUUGAAAAUCAGAAUGUCAGCAGCAGUAGUAUAUCUUGCAGGGCUUUCGUGGUCUCAUCUAUUCUACAUUCUGAAAUACUAGAUAGGAGAGGGCUGAGGAGAAGAAAGUCAGGGAAGUCCCCCUUGCUCAGUAUUUUGCCCCAGGAACCCCUCCAAUCUGAAGACUUCAUCCUUUGCAGCAGCUCUGAGGCUGGAUCAUCCCAUGGUGCCAUGAGUAGCUAGUUGUAGUGUCAGCCUUGGUCAGCAUGUUCAAGUCGGAUUUGCACAGAACUGUAGCAGAAAACCGCCAUGUGGUUUGACCUGGUGGGAUAGUUAUCCCAUGACGGAGUUUUAAAUCAUUACAAAGCUGGCUUAGCUGCUUUAGACAAUGUAACCGAAAGAGAAAGUAGGUCACAAAGGAGUCUUUGCCAGCUCUCUUGGUUGUGCUGCCCUUGUGAAAAACUGGCUUCUGUUUUCUAUUCCUCCUUUCAUUUUCUUUCUAGCUUCUCUUCAAGAGCUUGCUCUUUGUAACUGAGUCCCCCAGUUUUGAUAAGUCCUGGGCUUUACUUGCCCUGGACUGUGGGCUAUGCACAACACUUAGUUUUCUAUGUAUUUAAAGAAAAAUGUGUCAGGGUGGUGUCUGUGCAGGUGAAUAUCGGCCGGGAGUCCAGUUAUCUGUUUUGGUAAAUGCAGUUGUAUAAUCUGAGGGUCUCAAUGUCCCCCAGGUCUACCCACCUCUCCCCUGACCUUCCACCCCUGAAAAAACGAUAACCCUCCUGUUUCUCAGCUCAGUUUACUGAAUGAUUGACACUGUAAUUCUUCAUUUGGGAGUUUGUAGACUCAACAUCAGACAUUCCUUUCUUCUGGAGGGCUCUGAAGCUCUUUUCUUUUGAUAGAUUCAAAUUUAGUGCUGGUUAUAAGGUAGGGUCCACAGAGUAGCUGAGCAGGGAACCUUAGAAGACAUUCUGAUCUUUGCUUUUCCAUUCCCAAGCCUCCAGCUCCUACUCUAGUGCCUCUUCCCUGCAGGGCAGGGACCCCGUGUGAGAGUGAGGAGUGCGGCAGCCUGGGCUGUGGGUCCCCAGGGUCGCAGGGCUCAGGGUUGCGCUGCACUUGAAUUUGGAUGUGAAUCUGUUAAAAAAAAAAAAAAAAAAAAAAAGAAGUACCUGUGGAACUCCCUGAUUCAUGACUCCCUUCCCUCUUUCUGAGAGGUAGAGGAAUAAUGUUUUUUAAAGACAUUUUGUUUCAGUUUUAAAUAGCAAAACACAAACUGCAUUUUUAUUUAUUAUACAUGAGAAAGGUAAAUCUACAGUUGGAAACUCUGGGAAAACUUACUGAAAUAUACAAAUGCUUCUCUGUAAUGUGCAAUAUGCUUUGCAACUAUAGAUAUUUUAUGUUUAAUCUGUAAAUAAGAAAUGUAUUUAAAUUAAAAGGGAGCUUUUUGUAAAAGGACCAAAUGUUCUUUUAUAAAUGUACUAAGGAAUAUCUUGCUCUUUGAAAUUUAUUAGGAUUUUUAUGAAUAAUUUUUAUUAAAGAAUUUUUUUGAGUUGU